Sciurus carolinensis (gray squirrel) is the source of this 957-nucleotide messenger RNA. Its product is annotated as olfactory receptor-like protein OLF3. Bases 1 to 957 code for a protein of 318 amino acids. Gene Ontology annotation, cellular component: membrane. NCBI's taxonomy places the organism in Eukaryota, Metazoa, Chordata, Mammalia, Rodentia, Sciuridae. The record is from RefSeq and is a predicted model, not a curated record. Gene Ontology annotation, molecular function: olfactory receptor activity; G protein-coupled receptor activity. The transcript has a single exon. Gene Ontology annotation, biological process: G protein-coupled receptor signaling pathway.
AUGGAACGGGAUAACCAGACAUGGGAGGGUGAAUUUAUCCUCCUCGGACUGUCCAGUGACUGGGACACCCAAGUCUCCCUCUUUGUCCUGCUCUUGGCCAUGUACCUGGUGACAGUGCUGGGGAACUUCCUCAUUGUUCUCCUGAUCCGACUGGACGGCCGGCUCCACACUCCCAUGUACUUCUUCCUCACCAACCUCUCCCUGGUGGAUGUGUCCUAUGCCACAAGCAUCGUCCCUCAGCUGCUGGUACACUUCCUUGCGGAACACAAAGGCAUCCCAUUCCUGAGCUGCGCUGCCCAGUUAUUUUUCUCCCUGGCCUUGGGUGGGAUUGAGUUUGUUCUGCUGGCAGUGAUGGCCUAUGACCGCUAUGUGGCAGUGUGUGACCCCCUGCGGUACUCAGUCAUCAUGCAUGGGGGACUGUGCACUCGGUUGGCCAUCGCGUCUUGGGUCAGUGGCUUCAUCAACUCUCUCAUGCACACCGCUAUCACGUUCCAGCUGCCCAUGUGCACAAACAAAUAUAUUGAUCACAUAUCCUGUGAAAUUCUAGCUGUGGUCAGGCUGGCCUGUGUGGACACCUCCGCCAAUGAAGUUGCCAUCGUGGUUUCUAGCAUAGUGCUGCUCAUGACGCCCUUCUUCCUGGUCCUCUUGUCCUACAUCCAGAUCAUCUCCACCAUCCUGAAGAUCCGGUCUACACAGGGAAGAAGGAAAGCCUUCCACACCUGUGCCUCUCACCUCACCGUGGUUGCCCUGUGCUACGGCAUGGCCAUUUUCACCUACGCCCAGCCCCAGUCCAGCCCCUCUGUCCUUCAGGAGAAGCUGAUCUCUCUCUUCUAUGCCAUUUUGACACCCAUGCUGAACCCCAUGAUUUAUAGUCUACGGAAUAAGGAGGUGAAGGGUGCCUGGCAGAAACUAUUAGGACAGUUUUCAGGGAUAAUGUCAAAACUGGCAAGGCGAUGA